Messenger RNA from Didymella exigua CBS 183.55, 621 nucleotides. RefSeq lists its product as uncharacterized. The transcript has a single exon. The record is from RefSeq and is a predicted model, not a curated record. Bases 1 to 621 code for a protein of 206 amino acids. NCBI's taxonomy places the organism in Eukaryota, Fungi, Ascomycota, Dothideomycetes, Pleosporales, Didymellaceae.
AUGACAGUCCACAGGCUCAAAGCACUAGCACUGAUACUCUGGCUCCAAACCAUUGGCGUCUGCUCCGUGGUCACCAACCUGCCUGAGGUUCCGCACGGCGUCUUCAACGUCAGCACCCGCAUUGAGAUCCGUGGCACCAAGCAUGCCGCCUGGACGGCCCUGACCGACUUCCCCAACUAUCCAGAAUGGAACCCAUUCGUGCGUGCUUCGAUCAUGGUCUCCUCCGAAAACGCUACCCUCCGAGACCAGUAUCCGAAGGAAGGUCGCCGUCUGUUCCUGCGCACUCAGAUACCUGCCCUGCCGCUGCCGGUCAACAGACAAACUCCAGACAUCAAAGCCAAUGUACAGUACAGCUACGAGAACGUCACACACGUCCAGCGCAAGCAAGGACGUCUCGCCUGGGAUUUCACACCUGAUCCAAACCUACAAGUCGACCUGCAGUCAGAGCGCUGGUCAGCCGUCAGCGACAUUGGCCACGGCAAGGUGCUCUACGAGAGUAGGGAAGUCUUCCACGGUGCAACCGCAGAGUAUCUGAAGGGUCAGAUCGGCGAGGCUCUGCAGGCAUGUUUCGAUGCCCAGGCCCAAGCCCUGAAGGGUUUACUCGAACAAUGUGACAAGUAA